AGAGCCCGGUUUUACGCGAUAAACCAAACCACCGGCGUGUAAACCGCCGCCGCGGUGCCGUCGACGAUGGAAACGACCGGCGUUUAUCGGCACGCGUGCGUAAACUCCCGCGACUUUUAGUCGCUUUACCCGGGCCGUGAUUUACGAGCGCCGCGGCGCGGCGCGGCGAUCCGAGAAUUUCCGACGUGCUGUUUGCUACGCAGCGGUGGCCGCCGUGCCGCCGAAAAUUUCGCAAGGCGGACGAUAAACGAUGCGCGCGGAAUGAUCGCACGUCGUUCGCCCGCAGUGUUAAAUCCGCCCGCUGCGGUUUUCGUCCGCGGCCGUUUAUCCGAUUCGCCGCCCGCCCGCCCGCCGAGCAUGAGAUCAUCGUGACGUGACGGCGCGGCGGCGGCGGCGGCGGCGGCGAGACUUAAGAACGCGUCUCAAUUAGCACGGGAUUCCCGGGAUUCACGCUCGGCUUCAACGCGCGCAGCUUUGUCGCUGAAAAAGACGCGAUACUCCAGUCAGAUUAGAAUAUCGACGAUCGAUUAUCGCGCGAAUUCAGGGGAUUGCAAUGUGACGAGAGUCAAUUAAUUUCGAUAGUUGCUUCUUCUCGCCUCUCUCUCUAGUCGAGAUCUAGUCUUCAAUCUUCCGCGAUUCUCAAUCUUCAGUAUCUGAUCCGUUGCGUCACAUCACGCAAUUCGUCGUAGCGUCCGCGUUGAAUAUUUGAGGAAGUAAUAAACGGAGGAAAAACUUGCGGUAUCUACAAACUGCUACUCGGGCAACGACGGGUAAGACGAUUUUCAAACGAAACUUUCCUCGAGAUAACUGCUUAACGGGGAAAGCUGCGGUAAUGACGCAUUGCAUAGCAGCGAACUGAUUAAUCACAGGUGAGAUUCGCACGGAACACGGAGCGCGCAUCUUCCGCUUCUUCCCUGCCCAGAUCGACGAGCUUCGCGCGCGCGGAAACAAUCGGCGACGAUAUAAAACAAUAAUCAUCGUAGCAUGGAAGCGGAGCUAGAGAGUAAGAGAAAGAGAGAAAGAGAGCAGCCGCGCUCCGCCGCCCGUCGAAACUUCUGCCGUCGCGGAUCGCCGUGCACGGUAAUUUGCGUCUAAUUUAACGUACAGCGUCCCGGGGCGAUGCUGAUGAUCGCACCUUAACGAGCCUCUCCCACGCGCUACGCCUGCCUGCCUGCCUGCCUGCCUUCCAGACAUUGUCUCAAUUCCGCGCGGAGAAAAUCGCCGAUUUUCUCCGCGCGGAACGUACGUACGUACAAACUCGCGAUUAGCCGGGAUUUCACCUUAACGAUCCGUCGAUAACCUCGAUAUCUAGCCGUAAUAGCCGGCAGCGGCCGAGCGUCGGGAAACGGCACGCGGUCGUUCUCGUAAUAUUCGAGUCGCAGUCUCCGCGAGACCAGGUGAGGCCAAGCGAAGCGAAGCGGGCCGGGGCGGGCCAGAGCCGCGCGCGUCCCUCACGUUUCUAAUCGAAUCGGGCGCACCUCCUGAGCCUGCUGAGGUAUCAUCGCUCAGCAGCGCGCGCGCACAAAAAGACCAAUCGUUGCGACGGAAAGAGAACGGCGCGGGCUUUCCGCUUCAUCUGUCACGGUCGAGAGUCACGACGUCGUUGGCGACCUCCGCUUGUAAACUGAGAGAAAACACCGGCGACGCCGGCGAGGAUGACCGAAACACAAGUGGAGACAUCGUCGAGUUAGAUCGUCGUGUCUUAAUCCUCUCUCUCUCUCUGUCUCGGCCCUCUCUGCCCAUCCCCGUCAUCGUCGUCGUCGUCGUCGUCGUCCAAUUAUCUCUUUUCCCGCGCGGCCCGGCAAUUGGCGUAAUUCGCCCGUCUCGAAGGCAGCCCCGAGAACUGCCUUCAGGAAUAUCGAAGGAACUUGUCGCAGAAAAGCCAAGUGUGCGACGGCUUUCGGAUACGUUAAUGGCAACACGAGGACCACACCGUCCUUCCCCCCGCCCGUGGGAAUUUGCAUGUGAAUUCUCACGGACUUUAGCGAGAUAUAAUUUUGCCGCGCAAGGGGGAGAGUCGGAAGGAAACAGGAGCGGAAAGGAGGGAAGGAAACGCGGGAUCGGUCGCCCAGUCGCCUGCUGCGUGCGCGAGGGGAAGAAGCCGAUGGUGCAACCGGUGGCUUCCCUUCAGGAUGUUAGGGACAGAUGGACCGUGAAACUUAUCAUCCGCCGAGAUCGUCGAGCGCCGGCACCAACAACCUGCCGCCGUUGACGUUCCACCACGUGCACGGCGACAACAUCCGGCUGUGCAAUGGCGGCACGAUCGCCAGGAGGCACGAGAGCUUUUGCAAGGGUGUCACCUUUAGCGCCAGACCCGUGCGAGUGGGCGAGAAGGUCUGCGUAAAGUUCCUGGAGAUAUCCGACAAUUGGAGCGGCGUGAUCCGCUUCGGCUUCACCAGCAACGACCCGAUCAAUCUGAGGAGUGGCCUGCCGAGGUACGCGUGUCCCGACUUGACGAAUAAGCCGGGCUACUGGGCCAAAGCGUUAGCCGAGAGAUUUGCCGAGCGGGACACGGUGCUCUUCUACUACGUAACCUCGGCGGGCGAUGUUCACUUCGGCGUCAACGGCGAGGAGAAGGGUCUCUUCUUCAGCGGCGUGGAGACGCGGGGCCCGUUAUGGGCGAUCAUCGACGUCUACGGCAACAGCACUGCGAUCGAGUUCGUCGAUCCGAACCGGCAACACUUCAACAACAUCAGGCGAGGCGCCGAGCACAGCAACGAGGAUAACGCGCAGCACAGCAGGCACUCGGCGAUGGACGACGCCAGCAACGCCGGCAGGGACGUCGAAAGGAUCAUCGUGCCGUCCAUGCAGAGCUUGUCGAUCCAUCAUGAGCCCGACGUCGAGCUGCCCGGGCUCAGGUUUCAACCUGCCGGCGUCAUCUUCACCCCGCUGCCCUUCCACUCCACUCGGGGCAGGAACAUCCGCUUCAGCAACCAGCAGUGCGUGGCGACGCGCACCGACACGGAAUUCUGUCACGGCUACGCCUUCACGAGCCGGCCGUUGCUGCUGGGUGAACGGUUGGUCGUGCAGAUCCUCUCUACCGAGCCCAUGUACGUAGGCGCCCUCGCAUUGGGCUUGACCUCGUGCGACCCUGCACGGCUGUCUCCGGACGACCUACCGGACGACAGUGACCUGCUUCUGGACCGUCCCGAGUACUGGGUGGUCUCCAAAGAUGUGGCGUCUAGUCCGCAACCCGGCGAUGAGAUCGCUUUCACGGUGACCCACUACGGAGAGGUGCAGAUGAGCAAGAACGGCGGCCCGCCGAAUGUCGUCAUGCACGUCGACCAAAGUCUGCAGUUGUGGGCAUUUGUAGACGCUUACGGUAGCACUCAGAGGGUCAGGAUGUUGGCCAGUAGACCGACAUCGCCGCCACGGCAACGUCAGAGCAAUCCUUCACCAGCCAAUGUCGUGCAGCAGCAGCAGCAGCAGCAGCAGCAGCAGCAGCAACAGCAGCAGCAGCAACAGCAGCAACAGCAGCAGCAGCAGCAGCAGCAACAGCAACAGCACUCGAACCACAGCAACGCUGCCACGGAACUGUCUCGAUUCUCCGAGAUGGUACAGUUCAAGCCGGCGGUGGGUGGCGGCACCGUUCUCGUUGUCAACCUGCCACCUCAGGCAGGCUACCCUACCCCUCCGCCGCCGCCCACGCCGCAACCGAUCUACGCGUCGGCGAACGCGCACGCCAGAAACGCGCAGCAACCGGCGCAACAGCAACAGCAACAACAACCGGCGCACCUGUCGUCCGCAGCGGCUCCGGCACCGGUGCCGCACCCGGGCUCCUCCAGACAGUCCUCGCCGCCGCUUACCGGCACCAUGGCCAGUACCGGCUCGUCCACCUACGUGGACCCGGUCACGUACCAGAGUCUAGACGGCACUCUGACCUCGCACUCGCACGCUUCCUCCCACUUGCAGCAAUGGAGCGAGAGCCUGCAACCGACGCUGACCGGUCAGCCGAGCGAGUGCUCCAUUUGCUACGAGAGGAGCAUCGACAGCGUGCUGUACAUGUGCGGUCACAUGUGCAUGUGCUACACCUGCGCGAUCCAGCAAUGGCGCGGCAAGGGUGGCGGUCACUGUCCGCUCUGUCGCGCGCCGAUCCGCGACGUCAUUCGCAUCUACCGGUCCUGAACGUCGUCUCGGCCGGGUCGUGACCGGGCCCACGUUGUGGGUUAAGAGGCGAGUGUGAACGUCUUCCCGGUUCCCACCGCCGUCGCCCAGUAUCAUCAUUACCGUGCUUCCGUCGUCGUUUCCUUCCGCAGCGCUUGCGCGCUCGCUCGCAUGCGUGCGUGCGUGCGUGCGUGCGUGCGUGCGUGCAUGCGUGCGCGUGCGAACACCCCGCCGCGGUUCAUCCGGAGCGCUUCUCGCCGCGCAUCCACCGCCGGGACAAACGAUACAGCCUCUAACACCGUCUGCGAUACACCAGCACGAGCGUCGGGAUAAUCGCGAGUCGCCGCUCCCUCUCACACUGCCGUAUUAUCAAUUCUUUUCUACUGGACAGCCGGGCCACGUAACAUGUUUCGCGACGAAGCCAACGAGGUGGAUGUGCGCACACGCACAUAUCGAGCCACCCUAAAAGUUUCUCCGGGAGAUAGAUUGCUUCGCGCGACCAAAGGAACAACAGU
Messenger RNA from Harpegnathos saltator (Jerdon's jumping ant), 4619 nucleotides. RefSeq names its product E3 ubiquitin-protein ligase neur (gene neur). Lineage: Eukaryota; Metazoa; Arthropoda; Insecta; Hymenoptera; Formicidae. The record is from RefSeq and is a predicted model, not a curated record. The transcript is spliced from 4 exons. The coding region runs from base 2146 to 4125 and encodes 659 amino acids. Gene Ontology annotation, molecular function: ubiquitin protein ligase activity.